UGUCUCCCUGUCCUUUUCAGACCUGUCUACUGGCUGGGUAAAGACACCCUGAGGGUGUCUGCUGCUCUGUUUGCAGAGAACCGUCGACGGCUGUGCAAUGCGCUGAAAGCCAAAGACGGAAUGGUGCCGCAGUCAGUGGUUGUGCUGCAGGGAGGAGAGCAGAAGCAGAGGUACUGCACAGACACAGACGUCCUUUUCAGACAGGAGUCUUUCUUCCACUGGGCUUUUGGAGUAACUGAGCCUGACUGUUACGGCGCCAUUGAUGUGGACUCUGGGAAAUCCAUCCUUUUUGUUCCAAACUGCCUGAAAGCUAUGCUACUUGGAUGGGAGAGUGAGUCACACUAAUCUUCAAAGAGCGGU
Molecule: messenger RNA, 360 nt
Organism: Perca fluviatilis (European perch)
Lineage: Eukaryota; Metazoa; Chordata; Actinopteri; Perciformes; Percidae
Product: xaa-Pro dipeptidase-like
Exons: 2
Coding region: 121-345 (74 amino acids)
Molecular function (GO): manganese ion binding; metalloaminopeptidase activity
Source: RefSeq, a predicted model, not a curated record